This is a messenger RNA of Spirodela intermedia, 3856 nucleotides long. NCBI's taxonomy places the organism in Eukaryota, Viridiplantae, Streptophyta, Magnoliopsida, Alismatales, Araceae. The record is from the annotation of a GenBank genome assembly.
AUGGCUGGAGGUGCCGGGGAACAAGAGGUAUCGUUGGAGUUCACGCCGACGUGGGUGGUGGCGAUCGUCUGCUCCGUCAUCGUCUUCAUCUCGCUCUUCGUCGAGCGCGUCCUCCACUAUCUCGGCAAGGUAUUCCCGCUUCUUGAUCGCCGCUCUCAUGGAGUACCCAAACACCGUGUGGCUUCAGAUAUUGUGCAAUAUGUCUGUUGUCUGCUACUCUGAGGCCCCUCCCUUUGGGUCGUAGGAGCGAAGAUUUCUUCUGAAUCUCAUCUCUCUCUCUCUCUCUCUCUCUCUCUCUCUCUCUCGCCAACUGCAGUAUCUAAAGAAAAAGGACCAAAAACCUCUGUUCGAAGCUCUGCAGAAGGUGAAGGAAGGUUAGUCAUAUCCGUCCACACUUUUUUCCCCCUAAAAAUAUGGUGGUCCGAUUUUCUCUUGGACGCCCAAGCCCUAAUCUUCCCCUGUCCUCCUUCUGAUCUGGGCUUGCAGAGUUGAUGCUCCUUGGUUUUAUCUCACUGAUGCUGACGGUGCUCCAGAAAUCGAUUCAGAAGAUAUGCAUCCCUGAGAGGUUGACCCGUCACUUGCUUCCUUGUAAGAGGGAAGACAAGGACAGCGCCUCCUCUUCUCACUAUCAGGUUAACCUCUUCUCCGGCAUCCUCGGGGGUGGCAGACGGCUCCUUGCUGGGGGCGGCGGAUCCGACCACUGCGCCAAGAAGGUGCCCUUUGAAAAACUUUUCACUUUUUUUUAUACCCCAAGGGGAAGCUCCUGACUUUGAUUCGCUGUGGGUUCCUUUCUUUUCUUCUUAUUCUACAGGGAAAGGUGCCGCUGCUGUCUCUGGAAGCCCUGCACCAGUUGCAUAUCUUCAUAUUCGUUCUGGCCAUUGCCCACGUCACUUUCUGUGCCAUCACAAUGCUUCUAGGGAUGGCGAGGGUAAAUGCUACCCUCACUAAAUUAAUUCCUUGUGUUCUUUAAAAUCUUACCGGUUUGUGUUUCUUACAAGAUAACAUGUAUGUGUAUAAUAUUGAUUAUAAUAAUUUAAUGUGUGAAUUUCUAGAUACGUCAAUGGAAACAUUGCGAAGAUUUUCUUAUGAAGCGAGCAGGAAACGAAAAUGCAGCAGGUUUGUACUGGAGACUCUUGUUUUCUCCUCUGCUUUGCUCCAUCGUAGUUGUGGUCAUACUGUAUGUUGAUUAAAAACAAAACCAAGGCUACUGAGUUGGUAGUAGCCUGGAUCAACUCAAAAUCUAAGCAUGUGACAAUUUUAGUUCAUAGUGGAAUGAGAAUUUUGAAAGAUGAAAUUCUAAAGGAUAGAUGCCCCAAUACAAGUUUUUUCCUUGGAAAAAAAUGAUAUAUAGAUAUAUAUAUAUAUAUAUAUAUAUACAUACAUAUUACUAUCCACUGAUUGGUGUAAUUCUCUUUUCAGCACCAAAAAUCUCCCAUGUGCGUCAGUUUGACUUCAUCAAGGAGCGGUUCAAGGGUUUUGGGAAGGAUUCUAGGAUAAUGAGUUGGGUGGUGAGUAGCACAUUUCUCAGUGGAAAAUAUACCUGAUUCUAGGCUGCCUGAGUUGUAGUAAUGAUGAGUAUAUAUCUGUGGGUCUACUCAUAUUGCCAUUAGUAAAAAAUCCUUGAUCAUCUGUUUACAAAAUUUCAAAGCUUUGCGUUGUGAGAACCUGAGAUCAUGAAUUUUUAGGGCAGUUCUAUGUGAUGGUGUCCACUUUUCGCAUGCACCUGCUAAGCAUCUCAAUUCAGUAGAGGCUGUCAUCAGUUGUGGCAUAGUUUUUGGUUAUUACUUGGGAAAAAAGUCAAACAGUUUGUUUCAUUAUGGUUGCAUGUUGUUUCAGCAUUCUUUCUUUAAGCAAUUCUACGGAUCUAUCACGAAAUCAGACUACUCCACAUUGCGACUGGGUUUCAUUAUGGUAAGCAGCAGGGGGCCUGAAGAUCUGUUUUUGGUCAUUGUCUGUUGUCCUCUUCUACUUCCUGUUUAAAUAACUCAUGAUCUCUCUCCCUAGACUCAUUGCAGGGGAAAUCCAAAAUUUAAUUUCCACAAUUAUAUGAUACGUGUCCUGGAAUCUGAUUUCAAGAAAGUUGUCGGGAUAAGGUACUUGAGUGUUCAAUGGUUGACAAUACUACAAGUAAUCUUCUGUUAUGCAUCUCAUCGCGUCAAAUAAAGUCAGCCUCAUUUUCCCUUCUUUUAGCAUUCUAUUUGACACUUUCAUUCGUUCUUGCAGUUGGUACCUUUGGGUUUUUGUUGUCAUCUUCUUGCUGCUGAAUGUCAACGGUACUUCAAAGCCUUGCCCUAAUCUUUUGGUUUAGUUUAUGGAUGAAUUCUCUCCAUAUCAUCUGAAUCUCUUCUUUUGCUUUUUCUCUUAAAGGAUUUCAAUCUAAUAUCUAAGCAAGUCAUUCUGAAGACAUUUGUGAACUAGAUCUGUUCAUGCCAUCAGUGUUCUCAUUUUUUCCCUACUAGAAAGGUUCAUAUUGACCUCAUUAUUCAUCUAUGGUUUACUGUCGGUUAGCAUGAGGGUUAAAGCUGCCUAUAAUUAAGUUUAUAAGACUAUAGCUAAUUACAAGUCAAAUCGUCUUAAUGGUGAAAAUAAAUAAAUAUUAUCUUUACUUUUUAUCCAUUUUUUUUAUAGAUGCUCAUGAAUUCUUUUUCUUCUCUCUGUGAAGGUUGGCAUAUGUACUUUUGGCUGGCAUUUGUCCCCUUGAUUGUAAGUUUUAUGUUGUCCUCCCUGCUACCCAACUAGUUUUUUUGAAAAAAAAAGUCUAGAAGAGGAUCAGAUAAUCGAGAUAAAUGCCAAAUUGAAUGCGAUUAUCGGCAGAUUAUAUGAUCUUUUACAGUGAAUAUCUUCGGAUCAUACCAAAUAUUUCGAUGUUUGCAGAUGCUGCUUGCUGUUGGCACCAAGCUGGAGCACGUGAUCACUCAAUUGGCGCACGAGGUUGCUGAGAAACACUGUGCCAUCGAGGGUGACCUCAUAGUGAAGCCGUCAGAUGAUCACUUCUGGUUCCACAGGCCUCGAGUCGUCCUCUACUUGGUUCACUUCAUCCUCUUCCAGAAUGCCUUUGAGAUUGCCUUCUUCUUCUGGAUAUUGGUGAGUGCUUUGACAUAGUGCUCAUGUGCUGGCCAGAGGCCCGCAGCCCCCCUGCCAUUUGGCUCUUGUUUUAAAAUCUACUUCAGAUUUCCGUACCUGGUUGAGAAGAAGCUAUCCCCCUUGGUGUCAUAUCCCUUUGUUGAGUCGACUAUUUCCGGGCAUCUAGAACCAGGAAAGGAUUCUGACGUGCUCUUGUUUGUUACACAGACAACUUACGGUUUUGAUUCCUGCAUAAUGGGCCAUGUUGGGUACAUCGUUCCCAGGCUUGUGAUUGGGUGAGCAUCAUUUGCUAAGUCUGUUUUUUAAAGUAUAAUCUAGGAAUCAAGCUGUUCGUCUUCAAGCCACUUAUGUCAUCAAUUUUGCUUGGUUUAGAGUGAUUAUUCAGGUUCUCUGCAGCUACAGCACCCUACCACUCUAUGCCCUCGUCACCCAGGUACCUCCCAGAUCCAAAGAUCUUUUAUAUCCUUCAUCUAUAGGCCAUGAAAUAGGUUGAUCAUACCGGCUACUGCUGUGGCUGCUUGCUCUCCCGUUUUCACAGAUGGGCAGCACAUUCAAGAAGGAGAUCUUCGAUGAACAUGUGCAAGUGGGUCUUAUUGGCUGGGCUGAGAAGGUUAAGAAGCGGAAGGGAACAGGCUCACCACUAAAUGUGGGGUUAAAAGGGGGAGGGCCGGCAAAGGGAGUCGGUGUCCAGCUGCAGAACUUGGGCGGGAGCCAGCCUUCCCAGAUGGAAGAAGGAAAUGCUGGGCCUGGCGAGGUGCGGAGGGCAGAGUAG